This is a messenger RNA of Patella vulgata (common limpet), 2655 nucleotides long. RefSeq names its product NXPE family member 4. The transcript is spliced from 5 exons. NCBI's taxonomy places the organism in Eukaryota, Metazoa, Mollusca, Gastropoda, Patellidae. The coding region runs from base 100 to 1830 and encodes 576 amino acids. The record is from RefSeq and is a predicted model, not a curated record.
AUUUCCGGGUCACUCACAAGUAGGCUAGCGAAUAACUUUAACAACUUUACGGUGUAUGUAGUUUAUGUUGAAAACUACAACCUGUCGGUCUGUUACGUGAUGUCGGGUGUUCUCAAAAGGAUGAGGAAACAGUUGUUUGCAGUAUUGUUGUUGUUAGUUAUAUGUUUUAUUUAUCUAGCGUUCAACAGUAAAUACGCAUUUAAACAAAUUAUAAAGUUUACUUCUGGUGAAACAAAGGUUCAGGAUAAAAAACGUUUCAAGUUCCAAACAUUUAAUAAACGAAAUCUACAAGGUUACGGAAAUCCUGCUUCAUACCAACGGUUGCUGUUGCAGAUGUAUAAUUUCCCUGCUAAGAAUUUUGUUAAGGUAGAUGAUAAAAUGGCGGAUGAAUAUUUUAUAGAAAAUGAGGAGAAAUUAUUGGCUGAUCCUCCAUUAGUGAAAAUAGAAGACAUAUCAAAUCCCAAAUAUUCGGUGCUCACAACAAAACGUGUUUAUUAUGUCUUGGGUGAAACAAUAGACAUUUUAAUACAGAUGAACAAUGGGUAUCAAAAACCCAAAACGCGUGGUGGUGAUGACGUGAGAGUAUGGAUGGCGAAUAGUGAUUCAUCAUGUGCAGCGGAAGUAACAGAUCUCAACAAUGGAACGUAUCGUGCAAGGCUGAAAGCUCUUUGGUCAGGAGAGGCUUCCAUACAGGCUGCCCUUGCCUUCUCCCGCGAAGAAGCGAGAGUGCUUUUGGACAAUCGUCGAAAAUUGAAAGUAAUGAGAUAUUCAAUUGCAAAAUAUGCAAAAAAUGAAGAUAGUGGGGAAUUAACUUUCUGUUCGCCGUUUUCUGAUAUACCUUUAGUCCACGAUGUAUGCAAUUUUACUAAAUUGAACUCCAACCCUUAUUACUGUGGCGUUCCGUAUUCCCAUAAUUUAAACUGUUCUGAUUGGAAGGAAGUUUAUACGGUUCGAUACAGUAAGCAGGUUAUGACAACCCAAGAAAGAAAGCUCUUGUCGCGAAAAAGUCGUUUAAUAAUGUUUAAAGAUUCCAUUACAGUGCAUAUAGAGAAUGGUCCCAUGAUCAACUUGCCAAACUGUAGUCACAUUAAGAAAUCGCUUACCUGGACAGACACGGCCCCGAGAGGGCACUUUAAGAAGCAUAUCUGGUACCCCUCGUAUUGCCAAAGAACGAUAACCCCCCGCAGCUUGCGCAGAUGUAUUACCAAUACAACAAUAACCUUAAUAGGGGAUUCUACUGUUAGACAGUGGUAUGAAUCUAUUAUUAAAAUAACGAACUGUUCCAAUGACAUAUAUGACAGUGUGUCUAAAACAAAAAGGAGUGGAAGAAGGUGUUUGGACAAGGAGUUAAAUUACAAAGUUACUUUUGGCCUUCACGGCUUCCCAUAUUCUGUUGCAAAUUCCAUGGAUGCGAUUGCGAAUAUUAUCAGUUUUCAAAAACGACUGGAAGCGAUACAUGUUCAGGGAAAACAUUUUGUCAUUCUUCAUAUGUACUUGCAUUUCUUGUUUUUUCAUACCAGCAUUUUUGUGUCGCAAGUUAGAUCCCUAAGGGAUACAAUAGUAAAUUUGUUGAAAAAGGAACCCCAUGUGAAAAUCGCUAUCAAAGGUCCGCAUGCAUUUUAUGACGCUGACAAUAAACCUAUAGUAAAGAAUGACUAUUUAGGAAAGGUGUACAUACAUAUACUAAAGACAGAGUUGUUUGAACUUAGAGACAGGAUAUGGUUUAUGGAUUUCUGGGAUAUGUCUGUUUCCGCAAAGAAUUACCCCAUACAUCCCGCAAAAUGGUUCGUCAAUGAAAAUGUUAAACUUUUCUUUGACUAUGUUUGUUAAUUAUAAAAUCAUUCUACAUACAAUCAUCUAUUUAGGAAAUGAUUUCAAUAUACAGAGUAUGUAUAUACUUAAUGUCUCUGAUUAUCAAAGGGAAUUGAAAUGAAAUGGGGUUUAACGUCCUACUGUUCUGCCCCGACUGGGCUAAUGAAGACGGGCAUACAGUUUGCUUUGAGGUAAAUUUUGCCAACUGCCAAGGAAUCUUUUACGUGCACCCCAAUGUGUAUAUGGUACCUCGGUUUUUCAUCCCAUUCGAACGGUCUCCAACGCGAUAUGUCCGAAAAUGUUUCACUUACAUCCUUUGCAGGCGAUUUGAAUGGGGUGUGGUCAGAAAUCGUUUGACGACUCUCUUUUUAAUCAAAGGGUGGGGGUCAAGUGUCAUGGUUUCCAUUCCCCGCUUGUACGUUACAAGGAGUAGGAUCACCUGUGUAACCUCAUGAGUUUUUUCCGGGUCCUCCGGUUUCCUUCCAUUUCUAAAGACACCUACGCGCAGGCGAAUUAUUGAAAUAAAUUGAACCAUAUGUUAGUCCCGAAUUUGUGUCGAGCGGACGUUAAACCCUCUCUCCCUCUCUCUCUCUCACUCACUCUCUCUCUCUCUCUCUCUCAUCAGAUUGCAUAUAAGCCUGGUGUUUAUUCCACCUCCAAUAUAUUGAUUCUGUUUUCUUAAUGAACUGUUAAAUAAUUAAUUUUUGUAAUUUUCGCGUGGAUUAAGCAGUGAAAAAUUAGAUAUUGUACGAUUGUGCAAAUUUUAAAGGUUGACGAAGGGGUUUAAAAAAUACACAGCACGAAUGUUUAUUAUUUAGACAAAUAAGAACUAGAUGCAAAAAG